UAUUCAGUGUCAUUUCUUCGUGAUAUGUAUGAAGUGGUGGCACAUGUCAGCAACCGCUAUCCUGCGGCAAAUUUAUAUGCAAUAGGCUGGUCUCUUGGAGCAAAUAUUCUUGUUCGCUGCUUGGGACAUGUAACUCAAUCAAUUCACUUUGAAUCUCAUUCUUGCCUUCUCUCAGGUGCUGUUUUCUUGAGCAAUCCUUUCAAUUUGAUCAUUGCAGAUGAAGAUUUCCAUAAGGGCUUUAACAAUGUUUAUGAUAAAGCAUUAGCAAAUUUUUUCCGCAAAAUUUUCCUAAAGCAUGCUCUACUGUUUGAAGAUGUGCAAGGUGAAUUUAAUAUAUCAUUAGCUGUCAAUACCAAAACUGUUGAUGAUGAACUGAGAUUCCAUUACAAAUGUAUGUACACCUCUUCUUUGUAUCCAAGAGACAGACAAUUUAUCUAGAAUAUUGCAAUGACGUAGUCAAAAGUCUCAUUGUGAUGUAAAGAGAAAUAUUCCAUCUCUUUGUGUCUCUCCUCAAAAAAAAAAGAAAGCAGGAUAAGCAAAAGUGAGAAGGGAGAAAAAAGAGAGGGCUAAAAGAAUAUAGAUCGAAGUAGUUCUGCAAUCAACUUAUCAGAAAGGUACUGUGCUUGUUGAUACUAUUAUCAUUCUCAUAGCCCAUUUUAUGUUGUUGAUAUUUUCUCAUUGUUUGUCGUGCAAUUCUGCCAAAGUAUUUUUCGCGCAGUUUCUUAUUGUUUGUUCAAAGUAUUUUCUUCAGUCUCCAGACUCGAUUUAUUCAUUAUAAUUUAUAUGGAUUAGUCAGGCGAAGCACUGGUAGUUUGUUAUAGUCUCAGUCUGCUAGAUAAUCAUAUUCGAGUUAAAUAUUCAAUUUUACUUUCUGAGAGCUUACAGCUCAAAGGAACAAUUUCAAGGACUGGCAAGUGGCAACAAAGUUACUCAGUCUCAUUUUUAUCUAUUGCAUCUCAAAAUUGGAUGUUGCCAUGUGUCUCAAGAGAAGAGCUAAAAUAAAUAUGUUUGGUGGUAUAUGGGAAGGUCAGUUAGGAUGGCUUUGUGACUUAUUGGUUUUUCUUAUGGAAAAGGAUCAAUUUGUUUAUUAGGCCUAAUUUAACUUGUGUGCUUCAAAAAGUAUACAAGAGACUAUUUUCACACAUGAUACAUUAGUUUGAGAACAAAAGAUGAAAGGUGGAUAAUUCAUCUUUAAGUGUGCUUUAGAAGGACUACCUAAUGACUGUGAUCCUCUAAAUUAAUAUGGAAUUAUGACCCCGUCUGGACAAAUCAAAUGAACCGUGGGUUCAGAACACAUAAAGUUCAAAUCCUGAAUCUUGUUCAAUUGCAUGAGUGCAUGCACAACUUAUUAAAUUUGCGCUUGAAGACAUACAUUGCAGCUAAUCUUUGUAUUGAAGACAUACAUUGCACCCGAGGACUGAUCCACAUGUGAUGGGAGUAUAUAUAUAGAACAUGAUAAAUCUUUUUUGGUACAUUUAUCAUUGAUAUUAACGUUGGAGAUUAAUGGUGCAAUCUAUUCAACUAUUAUAUUUAUUAAAAUAAUAUGAUACCUUAUGAAA
Molecule: messenger RNA, 1559 nt
Organism: Solanum lycopersicum (tomato)
Lineage: Eukaryota; Viridiplantae; Streptophyta; Magnoliopsida; Solanales; Solanaceae
Product: embryogenesis-associated protein EMB8
Molecular function (GO): short-chain carboxylesterase activity; monoacylglycerol lipase activity
Source: RefSeq, a predicted model, not a curated record